AUGGAGUAUGCGUUUAAGGCUGUGAAGGCUGCCGGAAUCACUUCUAUUGGUGUGCGUGGAAAAGACUCAGUUUGUGUUGUUACUCAGAAGAAAGUCCCCGACAAGUUAUUGGAUCAGACAAGUGUGUCCCAUUUGUUCCCAGUUACCAAGUAUCUCGGACUGUUAACUACCGGCAUGACAGCUGAUGCAAGAACCUUGGUCCAACAAGCUCGAAAUGAAGCUGCUGAAUUCCGUUUUAACUAUGGAUAUGAGAUGCCGGUGGAUGUACUGGCUAGAUGGAUUGCAGACAAGUCUCAGGUAUAUACACAGAAUGCCUAUAUGAGACCCCUCGGAGUAGUUGCUAUGAUUUUGGGAAUCGAUGAGGAGAAGGGACCUCAGCUGUUCAAAUGUGACCCUGCUGGUCAUUUUUUUGGUCAUAAGGCUACAAGUGCUGGAUCUAAAGAGCAAGAGGCAAUUAAUUUCUUGGAGAAGAAAAUGAAAAGCAACCCUGCUUUUUCGUAUGAGGAAAUGUUCAGACUGCAAUAUCUGCUCUUCAAUCUGUUCUACAAGAAGAUUUCAAGGCCAGCGAGAUCGAGGUUGGUGUUGUUGGGAAAGAAAAUCCGUCCUUAAGAGUAUUGUCAACCGAAGAAAUCGAUGAGCACUUAACAGCCAUCAGUGAACGUGAUUGAUUGCCAUUGAAUACCGUCCGAUUCAUUAGAUAUGUAUGAUUUGCAUAAAUUAUUUUAGGAUCCUGUUGUUACGGCUGGCGUUGAAGUAGAUGGAAUCCCUUCAUAUACGCUCAUACCUGUUCCAAAUUAUUGUUCCAUUGUAACUUUUCGUGGUGUCAUCUUAGUUUCAUAAAUUGUUUGAAUGCAACUGUCUGGAAUUAUUAUGGAUCAUUUUCUCUUGCA
Messenger RNA from Lycium barbarum (goji berry), 890 nucleotides. Its product is annotated as proteasome subunit alpha type-6-like. The transcript has 9 exons. Gene Ontology annotation, cellular component: cytosol; proteasome core complex; proteasome core complex, alpha-subunit complex. NCBI's taxonomy places the organism in Eukaryota, Viridiplantae, Streptophyta, Magnoliopsida, Solanales, Solanaceae. The record is from RefSeq and is a predicted model, not a curated record. Bases 1 to 609 code for a protein of 202 amino acids.